GAGUACUGCUGCAGCUCGAAGAGAGGGACAGCACACGAACUACAUCGCCUUCAUCUUUUUUCACUAAGUAUUUUUCCAAUUAAAUUCUUUCCCCCGUUGACAAUUAAACCUCCUUGUUUCACGUUUUCUUCUUCUCUGUUCCUCGCUUUGUCAGGUGCCUUCCAAAAAGCAAAAAAAAAGUACUACUCAUCACCAUGGCCGCCGCACUAGACAAGCUUCAGAGCUUCCCGCAGGGUCUGACCUACGACGAUGUGCUGUUGAUCCCGCAGCGCAGCCCCAUCCGCUCCCGCAAGUCCGUCAGCACCAAGACGCGUCUCAGCCGCCACAUCUCCUUGAGCAUCCCGAUUGUGGCGAGCAACAUGGAUACCGUCUGCGAGGAUAAGACGGCGGUGGCGAUGGCGCGCGAGGGUGGUAUUGGCAUCCUGCACCGCUUCUGCAACGUGGAGGAGCAGUGUGCGAUGGUCCGCAAGGUGAAGCGGGCGCAGUCCUUCCUGAUUGAGGACCCGCGCAUGAUUCUGCCCACCGCCACCAAGGCGGAGGCGGUGGAGGAGCUGAACUGGGACGGUCGUAAGGGCGGCGUCAGCUGCCUGCUCGUUGUCGACGACCUCUCCUCCCGCCGUCUGCGUGGUGUGCUGAGCAAGAGCGACGUCGUCUUCGCAAAGGCCAACGACUCGGUGGAGAGCCUCAUGACACCGGUGAGCCGCAUGGUCGUGAGCACCAACACCGCCAUCACUCUGCAGGAGGCACAGGAGAUUCUGCGAACGAAGCGGACGAACAACCUCCCCAUCCUCGGCCCGAAGGGCGAACUACUUUAUUUGAUCACCUCGUCCGACAUCGUGAAGCUGACGAAGAACCGCAGCGCCUCCCUCGACGCACGCGGCCGUCUGCUCGUCGGUGCCGCCAUCGGGGUGAAGAAGGAGGACCACGCCCGUGCCGCCGCCCUCGUGGAGGCCGGGGCGGAUGUGCUGGUGGUCGACAUCGCCCAUGGUCACAGCGACCUCUGCGUGGACAUGGUGCGGGCCCUCAAGGCGAACCCCCGCACCGCCAAGAUCGACGUCAUCGCCGGCAACAUCGCGACGGGUGAAGGGGCAAAGGACCUCAUUGAGGCAGGUGCGGAUGGCCUGAAGAUCGGCGUGGGACCCGGCAGCAUCUGCAUCACCCGCCUCGUGGCCGGCUCGGGCGUGCCGCAGCUGACGGCGGUGAUGGACUGCGUGCGCGUUGCAAAGCAACACGGCGUCCCGUGUAUCGCCGACGGUGGCGUGAAGACGGCCGGUGACAUCUGCAAGGCCAUCGCAGCGGGGGCGGACACCGUGAUGCUCGGCAACAUGCUGGCCGGCACCGAUGAGGCUCCCGGCCGUGUGCUGGUGAAGGAGGGCAAGAAGGUGAAGAUCAUCCGUGGGAUGGCCGGCUUUGGGGCCAACAUCAGCAAGGCGGAGCGCGAGAAGCGGCUGGACGAGGACGUCUUUAACGACCUUGUGCCGGAGGGGGUGGAGGGCAGCGUGCCGUGCAAGGGUCCCAUCGCACCGAUUCUGAAGCAACUCGUGGGUGGGCUACGCUCUGGUAUUUCCUACUGCGGGGCGCACAACAUCCCGGAGAUGCAGCAGCGGGCACGCUUCGUGCGCAUGUCCGGCGCGGGUCUGCGCGAGAGCGGCAGCCACGACAUCUCGAAACUGUAG
Leptomonas pyrrhocoris is the source of this 1676-nucleotide messenger RNA. Its product is annotated as guanosine monophosphate reductase. Gene Ontology annotation, biological process: GTP biosynthetic process. The transcript has a single exon. Gene Ontology annotation, molecular function: IMP dehydrogenase activity. Gene Ontology annotation, cellular component: cytoplasm. Lineage: Eukaryota; Euglenozoa; Kinetoplastea; Trypanosomatida; Trypanosomatidae. Bases 195 to 1676 code for a protein of 493 amino acids. The record is from RefSeq and is a predicted model, not a curated record.